ACACACAGUCGUAUUCCAACGUGUCAGGACCAAGAAAGGGCAGUGGAGAAUUAGAAUUUUAUUCCCCAGCCGAGAGCGAGUUCGAAGACGAUACCGACAGCAACAGCAGUAGCAACAAUGGAAGAAUGGUGGUGGGAGUAGCGCCCCCUCUCGAUCAACAGGAGAAGUACCAUGUUUUCUUCUGCUACAGCAGCGCCGAUGCACCAUGGAUAAAAGUCAUGAUCAACAAGCUCGAAUCAGAUGAACUCGGGUUCAAGUGCUGUUUCCACGAACGCGAUUUUAUUCCCGGUAUGUCAAUCAUCGAAAACAUUGUCCGCUCCAUCCAAAAGAGCCAAAAGACCGUUUUCGUACUCUCGCGAGACUUCGUGGCCAGCAGGUGGUGCAAUUUCGAACGGCAGAUGGUGAUGGGCGCCAACCUCAGAGAAGAAAACAAAAAGGUCAUUCCCGUCAUGCUCCGCGAGUGUGACCUGCCUGACUUCCUCCAACACAUGACGUACCUGGAAGAGUGGACGCCAUAUUUUUUCGACAGAUUCAUCGGUGCAUUGAAAGAACCCACCUCAGACAAUCCAAAUAGCCAUUCGGAUUCCUUCUCAGCAUUCACCUACAACCCCAACUACAACAAUGGCCAACAAUUGCUGCGGAUAGAAGCGACGACUGCAUGCUGUCCACCAUGCGCUAGGUUUGACGAUCAGAUUGUCCCUUCUGAGCUGACGUCCAAGGGCAUUCGGAUACCGAGAGAAGAUUACCAGGAAGCCGUCUGUAAACUGAUGGAGACUGGCAAAAUGAAGGGGUUCAGCUGCUGCUCCAGUGAAGCCUGCUUCUGGAUACCGACUUGUUUAAUCCUAUCUCCAAUAUUAGUUUUCAUUAUGGCAAUGAUAUGUCCCGGAAAAGGCGACUCAUUGGAAAGUAACGAUUGCUUCAAAACCAUUGUUAAAAUAGGAGCAUUCCUACUCGCUGUUCUGCUGUUACGCUGCAUAUCACGUCUUUGGACGAAGAGAAGCCUGAAGAAGACUUUGUUGGAAGUGAACUCCAUCCUGGCCAGGUCCCACAUCCUUGCGACUGUGACAGACCGGUGCACGUGUUAUCCUGUGGCUAUUCUUCAUUUUGUGUACUAUGAGCGAGGAUCUUGCCUGAUGAGAAUUCUAGAUGAUUUGAUGGCAAGGAGCACAUCGGAUUCUCCCGCAGUGGAAGAGAAUAUUCAAGCAGACUUUUCCGAUCCGCCAUCAACAUCAAACAUGCAUGAUCAUACGGUGUCCGAAAGUGCCUCGUCUUGUGUCGCAGCCAUACAAGUGGAUGAUGCAGCUCUUCUUCUGUCAGAAGGGAGUGGAGACGAACUAAACACAGAUGGGGACAACUCAUCACGAACAUCCCGUAUGUCAGAACUCAAGACCGAAGCCGACGCCCUCCUGCUGAAGUACAGUGACCAGUACGUCCGGCUCCUGGUCACCAAGAAGCUGCCGCAGCCCGGCCAGUCCCGUGGUCACACCCAGCAGGGCGCCUGUCUGUGUCAGCUGGUGGAGAUGAGAGAGUUCGGCUGGAAACUCGACCGGGCAGGAACAUCAGUCGUCUGAUUAGACACUGGAUAGAAUAACCAUCGACUGUGUGAAGGGAACUGGACAUGAAAGUACCCUUGGCAGUUUGAUGGAACUGGAACGAGGCCGGUUUGUAGGCUUGUUGGUCCGUUAACUGAUUGGAUUGUUGGUUUGUAAAUCAGCUCCUUACUUGCUUGGUUAGCUGGUCAGUUAGUCUGCUGCAUAGCUUAUCAAUUACUUUUGUCUUUUUUAUCAAUGCGAACUUAUAAAUCUAUGAGCAUCCUACCCAAUAUUUGCAGAUUACAAUAUUUUCCGACAAUUGUUGAGGAUUGAGGCGACAGCUGCAUGCAUUCUAUUUGUUAAAAUAGAUUUUGAUAAUAAAUAGUAGACUGCUGUAAGUGGCAAUUAUGAGUAGUUGAAAGAGUUAUCGAGUUAUGAUUCCAACCAGUGCGAGAUAUAGUUUUAUCUAACUUAACUUUGCUGUGUCAUUACUUCAUUUAAUGAUGGUUUAUCAAAUAUUCACAUCUAUUGCAAAUGUGGUGAUUUGGAAGAUAAAGAUGAUUGUAGUUUCAUAUCAUGCUUUGAAUGAUGAUAAAGUUAGCAAUGGAUAAUGGAAGCUAACAUAAUUAUCAAGAUAGAGGUCUGGACCACUAGAAAAUGCGCUUAAUUCCAUUUCAAGUUUGCAUAACAUUUUAUAGUCUGUCUCUUCUGGAUACGUCUGUAUGUUGACAUGGAUUUGUCCCAAUAUUUCUUGUUUACAUAAGUACUACUUUAAAUUCUGCACAGGUUAGCUAUAUUUUCUACAGCAUUAGACGUCGUAAAAUGAAAAGCUGGUAACACUUCAGGUGUUUUGGUACACUGAAGUGACCCUUUGCGUACGCUGGAAACCAACUUAAUAAUGUAAUUAC
Molecule: messenger RNA, 2440 nt
Organism: Branchiostoma floridae (Florida lancelet)
Lineage: Eukaryota; Metazoa; Chordata; Leptocardii; Amphioxiformes; Branchiostomatidae
Product: transmembrane protein 268-like
Exons: 9
Coding region: 126-1571 (481 amino acids)
Biological process (GO): toll-like receptor signaling pathway; inflammatory response; immune response
Cellular component (GO): membrane
Molecular function (GO): transmembrane signaling receptor activity
Source: RefSeq, a predicted model, not a curated record